This is a messenger RNA of Ictalurus punctatus (channel catfish), 1893 nucleotides long. RefSeq names its product chromatin target of PRMT1b (gene chtopb). The record is from RefSeq and is a predicted model, not a curated record. NCBI's taxonomy places the organism in Eukaryota, Metazoa, Chordata, Actinopteri, Siluriformes, Ictaluridae. The coding region runs from base 203 to 844 and encodes 213 amino acids. The transcript has 6 exons.
AAGUUUGACCUGUGGUACACGGAGGGAACACUAGAGGGCGACGUGGAAUUGGCCUGAAAUGAACAUAACUGGAAAAUUUACUCGCAUAUCGACAAAAUCUAACGCGUCCUUUUCCUCAUUAGGACUGUAGUAUGCUGCCAGUGACUCCCAAAGCCUACAAAGACACACUUGCAAAGUUUGUAAGUGAAGUGGGUUGUUAAAGAUGAAUGCACCAUCCACCCAGAUCUUGCUGAACAGCACCACAUCUCUGUCACUAGAUGAGCGCUUCACCAUGAUGUUGCAUCAGCAGGUUCCUCUGGUGGACAUCAGGGACACUGUACCCCAGAAGAUGACCGCUUCAGUGAAGAACCAGCGCCUGGCUCAGCAAAUGGCCAACCGUCCUUCAGUUCUGGCUGCCCUUCAGAACAAAUUGAGUGUGAAGCAGCAUCAGUUUAAGGGCAACAUCAAGGCAAGGCUUGGGAGGCCGAUGAUGAGUGGAGGCUUGCGUGGGAUGUCCAGAUCCUGGAGAAGACCAAGAGGAAGAAGCAUACUGCUGAGGGGAGCUUUGUCACAGAGAUGGACAAAUGGCAGCUUGAUUCAACAACAGCCCGGACCUCAUAUAAGCAGAGGAGGACUUACACGAAGUAGAGGACUAAGAGGAGCUCUCCGAGGCAGAGCAGGUAGAGGCAUGCUGUUUGUAGGCCGUGACUCGGCUGGAAAAAGUGCUAGACGAGACAGUCGCCCUCUCCCCACUCGAGAGGAGCUGGAUGCACAGCUGGAUGAUUACAUGUCCAUGACCAAGAGCCAACUGGAUGCCCAGCUGGAUGCAUACAUGGCAGAAGUUGACCCUGAAGACCUACUGUAAUGAAGCCAUCACCCCCACAGGGUAAUUUUGUACUUAAAGCCCAUUUCAUAGAAACCUGAGACUGGGUUAAAAGCACUGAUAAUUUCCAAGCAUAUAAGAAUAUCCUUAACCAUGUCUCAUUAAGGUUUAAUAUUGUUGAGUUGACGUUGUUUUAGGAGAUUGCGGUGCAUUAUUCCAGUUUAUCUACGUUAAAUAAACUUAUGGUAGCAUGCUUUGUGGACUGAAAAUGAUGAUAAAAAGAAAAUAUGGAAAUCUCAAUUACUGAAGUGUUACAGAAGCUAAUGUGUGAUUCCUGUAGAAAACCAUGUCCCCUUUUUUGACCUCAGAUUUUUGGUUCUUGCAUCUAUUUGUACAGAAGUCUGUAACUUCUGUAAGAAUGUUCUUGUAAGCUAAAUACAGAGCAAGAUUAUAUUAAGUGUAUACAUCUCUGAUCAACAUUUUGCUUGAAAGUCUGCAAUUACAUUUCUAUCUCCCGGAAAUUGUAAAUAUUGAGAGAAUUCAUAUCCAAAAAAUGUGGCCACUUCUAUUGGCGUCAUGGUAAAACAGCCAUCUGUAAUGCAUCCCUUAUAUAUUUGGUUAGAUUCCUUUGAUAAUUUCAGUAAUUUCUUUUACACAUAUGUAGACUUGAGAAAAUAUUUGGACAAUUAAAACAAUAUUCCCUAAAUUGCAACAUUUCUAGCAGUUCGAGAGGAUGAAGGCAGUGUAAUUUUUAUUUAUUGCUAAUGCAGUAAAUGCACAAAAGAGCCAGGUUCUGCCUCAGAGUUGUUUAACUUGUUUUCUUGAGGGACGGUUUGGUUAUCACAUUAAAUGUAAUUCCAUCUCAUUAUUUCUGUUGAAUCAGUUGGUUCAAUUUAAAGGUACUGCUUUUGUUUCAAGUUGAAAAUCUUUCAGAAGAUCAUGGCAAUGAGACAUUUUGUGCUUAAAAAGACCUGCUUGUUCAUAUUUACUUAACUGUUUAAAACUCUAGUUUGUGUACACUGUUGCCAUGUCAUUCCUAUUGUUCUUUAUUUUAUAAAUGUUUAUUCAAUAAAUAAAAAGUGUUUUUUUGA